AUGGUCGUCCCGGCCCACUGGUUUUUCAAGCUGUCUAUUGCGAAGGACCGCGUUAGGUUUCUGCGGCUCUACGCGACGUUCGGACUGGGCGUCGGGCUGCUGAUCGGACUCUCGGCGCACCACCCGAAGUAUACCAGCGAGCCCUUCAAGCCGUCCAUGUUGUACCGCCUGCACCUCAAGAGGCUGCUCUGGUCCGGCAAAAUCACGCAGGAACAGCACGACAAGUACCUUCACUACCAGUAA
Messenger RNA from Babesia bigemina, 243 nucleotides. RefSeq lists its product as hypothetical. Bases 1 to 243 code for a protein of 80 amino acids. The record is from RefSeq and is a predicted model, not a curated record. NCBI's taxonomy places the organism in Eukaryota, Apicomplexa, Aconoidasida, Piroplasmida, Babesiidae. The transcript has a single exon.